Eupeodes corollae is the source of this 1395-nucleotide messenger RNA. RefSeq lists its product as uncharacterized. Bases 1 to 1395 code for a protein of 464 amino acids. The transcript has a single exon. Lineage: Eukaryota; Metazoa; Arthropoda; Insecta; Diptera; Syrphidae. The record is from RefSeq and is a predicted model, not a curated record.
AUGAUAGGGAACCGAUUUAAGGGGUUAUCCCCGGAUACACCCCUUCAUUCACCGCCCCUCAAAUCCCCGCCAACCAAACGACCAAAACAUCUUACCAAUUUUGAACAAUUUCCCGAACUCCCUGCCCCCACCAAUUUCAAAAACCCCAAAUUCAUUGUCAUCUCUUCGAGUGAUGAAAACAAACCCCUAUCAAAUGUUAGUGUUUUCUUUUUGAAGAAAGCUAUAGAUGCUAUUAGUAAGGAAUAUGAAAGCAUUACCCAGCUUCGUGAUGGGAAUAUACUAAUCCUUGCAAAAAACAAAAAAGUUGCAGAAAAAUUCCUAGUGCUCACUAACUUAGCUAAUCAAUGCCCAAUCUCCGUGAAAUAUCACGACCGUCUGAACUCAAGUAAAGGAAUCGUAUUUGCGCCUUUCCUUAUUAACGUUCCAGAAAAUGAAAUCGUUUCUGAAAUGUCCACGCAAGGUGUAAUUGAGGUCUUCAAGUUUAUGAAAAAUAUUGAAGGAAAGCAACGCCCAACGGGCCUCAUGCUUUUUACUUUCGAUUUAUAUCAAGCUCCGACCUCGGUCGAAAUUGGAUUUUACAAAGAAAAUGUAAAGGAAUAUAUCCCCAAUCCAAUGCGGUGUCGCAAAUGCCAAAUUCUUGGACACACCAUCAAAAGGUGUACCAAAGUUGAAAUGUGUGCUACUUGCAAUCUUCAAGUUCACGAAAAUGCACCUGUUAGCUGCACACGUGUUAUGUGUGCAAACUGCCCCCCAAACGCAGAACCACAUCCAUCCUCCUCUACUAAAUGCCCUAAAUAUAUUAAAAACAAAGACAUCCUAACAAUUAAAACGAGAAAAAAGUGUAGCAUGGCUGAAGCGAGACGCCUAUACUACCACAAUAAUCCAACUGAAACAAACCUGAAUAAAAUCCCCUACAACGAAAAAGCAAUAACUGGUAAUAAUACUUCUAAAGAUAAUGCCAUCUCAUAUGAAAAACCAAAACAUACAACCGCUCAAAAUUCUCUCUCUAUCCCACAAACAUUCUCUGCUUCUAAUACCAUUACAUCCUCUUCUUCCCUCGCUAAAACAUUGGAUCCCAAUCCAAAAUCUAUACCAGCAAAUAUUCAAACUAAACUCCCUGCUAACAAACAAAUUUCUCAUAACCUAAAACAACCCUUAACCACAGAGCCUACUACCCAAGAUAAACACAACAAAGCAAACAUAACCCCAAAUUCAAUAAAAAACCCACCAAAACCCAUAAACAAACCUGAAAAUAUGAACGUCUCUGAUUCUGAAACAGACGACGUUACUAUCCAUUCACCCAUCACAACCCUUACCCAAACUCUUUUAGAACAAAACACAUAUUUUUUGCCACACACUUCUAAUGACAAUAAUCAUGAAUAUGUACCCAAGUAA